This is a messenger RNA of Linum trigynum, 207 nucleotides long. The record is from the annotation of a GenBank genome assembly. Lineage: Eukaryota; Viridiplantae; Streptophyta; Magnoliopsida; Malpighiales; Linaceae.
AUGCCGCCACUCCAAUCCGACCUGGCGACCCAAUCCUCCACCGCCACUCCAAUCCGCCACGGCAACCCAAACUCAACACGAAUUAAAAGCUGUCGUGAGAUCCUCGUCGGUUGUGACCUCCACGAGCAGCAUGAAGCAGCCGGUGCCCGAUCCGUCAUUAGUAGCGAGCUAGAGUUGGAAGGAGAUGAGACCAGCUCUAGCCUCUAG